Molecule: messenger RNA, 3918 nt
Organism: Penicillium canariense
Lineage: Eukaryota; Fungi; Ascomycota; Eurotiomycetes; Eurotiales; Aspergillaceae
Product: ion-transporting P-type ATPase SPF1
Exons: 3
Coding region: 1-3918 (1305 amino acids)
Biological process (GO): intracellular calcium ion homeostasis
Cellular component (GO): endoplasmic reticulum membrane
Molecular function (GO): ATP binding; ATP hydrolysis activity; P-type ion transporter activity
Source: RefSeq, a predicted model, not a curated record
AUGCUAACAGUACACAGGGCAAAGCUCACAGAUGACCCCCAGAUCCAAUAUGCGUCUUUGCAUAACCCGCUCCCACUGCAGUUGCAUACCUAUGUUUGGCCGUUCUUGAUCAUUUGGCCCGUGUUCUUCGCCUUCUAUCUCUCCCCUGAGCGCUAUGAUACCUACAUCCAGGGCCAGGAAUGGACCUUCGUUUGGGCGGGAUCUAUCAUCACGGCCCAGUCGCUCCUGUGGUUGAUGACCAAGUGGAACAUCAACCUCAACACGUUGUUCACCACUACCCGAGCCAAUUCCGUUGAUACCGCGCGUCUGGUCAAGAUUAUCCCUAUCACCAACGCCGGCUCCGCCGAGAUCUGCCCGCUCAUCCGCGAUAACUCCGGUGGAAAGAAGACACUUUCGUUCCUAUUCCAGAAGCGCCGCUUUCUUUUCUAUCCGGAAACUGGCUUAUUUGCUCCGCUGUCCUACGCCCUCGAUGAGGAACCCAAGCCCGCCCUGAAGGUUUUUCAACAGAGCAAGGGCCUGUCCACCAAGGCCGAGAUCGACCGCGUGCAACACCACUAUGGCGAUAAUACCUUCGAUAUCCCUGUUCCCACUUUUACCGAGCUCUUCCAGGAGCAUGCCGUGGCACCAUUCUUCGUAUUCCAAGUGUUCUGCGUUGGACUCUGGAUGUUGGAUGAAUACUGGUACUACUCGCUCUUCACGCUCUUCAUGCUCGUCGCUUUUGAGAGCACUGUGGUAUGGCAGCGCCAGAGAACUCUCAACGAGUUCCGUGGAAUGAACAUCAAGCCUUACGAUGUGUGGGUGUACCGCGAGAACAAAUGGCAGGAAAUCACUAGUGAUAAGCUUCUCCCCGGUGAUCUGAUGUCUGUGAACCGUACCAAGGAAGAUGGCGGUGUUGCUUGUGAUAUCCUCUUGAUCGAGGGCAGUGUGAUCGUGAACGAGGCAAUGCUCUCUGGAGAGAGUACCCCGCUCCUCAAAGACUCGAUUCAGCUCCGACCUGGUGAUGAUUUGAUUGAGCCCGAUGGACUGGAUAAGAACUCGUUCGUGCACGGAGGAACCAAGGUUCUUCAGAUCACGCACCCCAACACCAACGGAGACCAGAAUUCACAGAUUUUGCCUAAUGGUGUCACGCCGCCUCCAGACAAUGGGGCUGUCGGUGUGGUUGUGAAGACCGGCUUCGAGACCAGCCAGGGUAGCCUUGUGCGGACCAUGAUCUACUCCACUGAGCGUGUUUCUGCCAACAAUGCCGAGGCCUUGUUGUUUAUUCUGUUCCUCCUGAUUUUCGCAAUUGCCGCCUCGUGGUACGUGUGGCAGGAGGGUGUGAUCAAGGAUCGCAAGAGAUCCAAGCUGCUUCUGGACUGUGUUCUCAUUAUCACGAGUGUCGUUCCUCCCGAGCUUCCCAUGGAGCUGAGCCUUGCUGUCAACACCAGUCUCGCAGCGCUUAGCAAGUUUGCGAUCUUCUGCACCGAGCCUUUCCGGAUUCCGUUCGCCGGCCGUGUUGACAUUGCCUGCUUUGACAAGACUGGUACACUGACUGGAGAGGACUUGGUUGUCGACGGUAUUGCUGGCCUUACCCUGGGUCAGGCUGAUGCCAAGGUUGAAGCCGAUGGUGCUCACACGGAUUUGUCGAAGGCCUCGGUCGUUAGCCCUGACACCACUCUUGUGCUUGCUAGUGCCCACGCUCUGGUGAAGCUGGAUGAAGGUGAAGUUGUUGGUGAUCCAAUGGAGAAGGCUACUCUACAAUGGCUGGGCUGGACCCUGGGCAAGAACGAUACUCUUACUUGCAAGGGAAACGCACCCAUCGUUGGGUCCCGUCCUGUGGAGUCUGUUCAUGUCAAGAGAAGAUUCCAAUUUUCUUCAGCUUUGAAGCGCCAGAGUACUAUCGCCACUGUCACCACCAUCGAGCCGACAACCUCCAAGAAGAGCAAGUCCACUUUUGUUGGUGUCAAGGGUGCUCCCGAGACUAUCCAGACCAUGCUUGUUAAUACCCCUCCCAACUACGAGGAGACCUUCAAGUACUUCACUCGCAAUGGUGCCCGUGUUCUUGCUCUUGCCUACAAGUAUCUUUCCACAGAGUCCGAGCUUUCCCAGGGCCGCGUGAACAACUAUGUCCGAGAGGAGGUCGAGUCUGAGCUGAUCUUUGCUGGUUUCCUUGUCCUGCAAUGCCCCCUGAAGGAGGAUGCCAUCAAAUCCGUCCGCAUGCUGAACGAAAGCAGCCACCGUGUCGUCAUGAUCACUGGUGACAACCCUCUGACUGCUGUCCAUGUCGCCCGUCAAGUCGAGAUCGUGGAUCGAGAGGUCGUUAUUCUCGAUGCCCCUGAGCAUGACAACUCCGGAACUAGACUUGUCUGGCGCACUAUCGAUGACAAAUUUAGCACGGACGUUGACCCGACUCAGCCUCUGGACCCGGAGAUUUUGAAGAGCAAGGAUAUCUGCAUCACUGGCUACGCUCUGGCCAAAUUCAAGGAUCAGAAGGCUCUCCCUGACUUGCUUCGCCACACGUGGGUUUAUGCCCGUGUGUCUCCCAAGCAGAAAGAAGAAAUUCUGCUUGGCCUCAAGGACGCUGGUUACACCACUCUCAUGUGCGGUGAUGGUACUAACGAUGUCGGCGCCCUUAAGCAGGCCCACGUUGGUGUUGCCCUUCUGAACGGCUCGCCCGAGGAUCUGACCAAGAUUGCUGAUCACUACCGGACGACCAAGAUGAAGGAGCUGUACGAGAAGCAGGUUGGCAUGAUGCAGAGAUUCAAUCAGCCUACCCCGCCCGUGCCUCUGCCCAUCGCGCACCUCUAUCCACCCGGUCCUACCAACCCGCACUACCAGAAGGCUAUUGAGCGAGAGAUCGAGAAGAAGGGUGCUACCGCUGCCGCUGCCGCUGCCGCCAAGCCUGCCGACGAGAUCCCAACUAUUACCUCGCCCGGUGCCCAAGCCCUACAGCAGUCGAACGCCAGCCUUACUCCCCACCAACAGCGCCAGCAGCAGGCCCAGGCUGCCGCUGCCGGUCUUGCCGAUAGGCUUACCUCAUCCAUGUUAGAGGCGGAGCUGGAUGAUAGCGAGCCGCCCACCAUUAAGCUGGGUGAUGCUUCCUGUGCUGCGCCUUUCACCAGCAAGCUGGCCAACGUUAUCGCUAUUCCGAACAUUAUUCGCCAGGGUCGUUGCACUUUAGUUGCUACGAUCCAAAUGUACAAGAUUCUUGCCUUGAACUGCUUGAUCAGUGCCUACAGUCUGAGUGUCAUCUACCUCGAUGGCAUCAAGUUCGGUGACGGUCAGGUUACCAUCAGCGGUAUGAUGAUGAGCGUCUGCUUCUUGUCUAUUUCUCGCGCCAAGUCUGUUGAGGGUUUAUCCAAGGAGCGCCCGCAGCCGAACAUCUUCAAUGUGUAUAUCAUUGGGUCCGUUCUUGGACAGUUCGCUAUUCACAUUGUGACCCUGAUCUAUUUGACCAACUAUGUUUAUAAGAUCCAACCGAGAGAUGACAAUGUUGAUCUCGAGGGCGAAUUUGAACCGUCUCUUCUGAACAGCGCCAUCUACCUGCUCCAGCUGAUCCAGCAAAUUUCCACUUUCUCCAUCAACUACCAGGGUCGCCCCUUCCGCGAGUCCAUUCGCGAGAACAAAGCUAUGUACUGGGGCCUGGUUGCCGCCUCUGCCGUCGCAUUCUCCUGUGCGACCGAGUUCAUACCCGAGAUCAACGAGAAGCUGCGCCUGGUUCCUUUCACCACCGAGUUCAAGGUCACUCUGACCGUGCUGAUGAUCUUCGACUACGGCGGCUGCUGGCUGAUUGAGAAUGUGCUUAAGAACUUGUUCAGCGACUUCCGUCCCAAGGAUAUCGCCGUCCGCCGCCCUGAUCAGCUGAAGCGUGAGGCUGAGCGCAAGGCCAAGGAGCUGGCCGAAGCUGAAGCCCAGAAGGAGGAGCAGCGGAAGGUUUAA